GCGCUUUUGUUUACAUAUGUGGUAGAUAAACAAAGGUAGCGCACCGUCAUAAGCUAUUGUCUUUAUCUAUGGUCAUAAGUUUGAGGGAAGAAGAGAACUGACGUGGUGUUCUUCAAAAAUUCAAAAGUAGGGUUAGUAGUUGUUGUUGAUUACUAAAAAUGACUUGGAUAGCCGAUAAUUCGCUAACGAUAUUCCAAAAGUUUUGUAUUAAUGUGUUAAAAAGUGGCCCAAUUCCGAAGCAUAUUGCAUUUAUAAUGGAUGGUAAUAGACGCUAUGCCAAAAAGCACCAAGUGGAGAAAGUAGAUGGCCAUUCUAAGGGGUUUCAAAAGCUGUCCGAUUGUCUGAGUUGGUGUUUAGAAUUAGGAAUUAAAGAAGUCACCGUUUACGCAUUUAGCAUUGAAAACUUCAAACGUACAAACGACGAGGUCGACCAAUUAUUACAGUUGGCCCGAGAGAAGUUUGCCAAGCUUUUUGAGGAGAAGGACAAACUUAUGGAGAAUGGUGUUUGUAUCAGAGUUAUUGGAAACUUAACUUUAGUUCCAGAAGAUUUAAGGAAGCUGAUAGCUAAGGCGAUGCUGAUGACUCGAAAUAAUGAUAAAGCUAUCUUGAAUGUAGCAUUUGCAUAUACAUCAAGAGAUGAGAUAGUAAAUAGUCUUAAAGUGAUCAAUGAGGCAGUGAAAAAUGGAGAUAUUGUUUGCAAUGAUAUAAAUGAAAAUCUUAUAUCUUAUUGCAUGUACACUAAUCAAAGUCCCAAUCCCGACUUACUAGUAAGAACGUCAGGGGAAGUAAGACUAAGUGACUUUCUUUUGUGGCAGACUGCAAACAGCCAAAUAUGCUUUACCAAAGUUUUGUGGCCCGAAUUUGGAAUUUGGCACUUAUUGGCAUGCAUUUUCCAAUAUCAGCGUGGUUGUAAAGAAUUGCAAGUGGAUGCUAGUCGGCCUUUCAGUAAUAUUGAAAAUAAUAAUGUAAAAACAUUUUUGCAUAAGCUAGAUGAAAGGAGAUUAAAGCAGCUUGAAAUAUAUGCCAGCGCAUAAUGCGAUAAGUACAAUUGUACAUAGAAGCUACUUACAUUUCAAUUUUAAUUUAGCAAAAGUUGCAGAAGUACAAAUUUUUUGUUGAAUUUCUAUACUUUGUCAUUCCAGAUAAAUAAAGCGAUGUUACUGUUUU
Molecule: messenger RNA, 1167 nt
Organism: Dendroctonus ponderosae (mountain pine beetle)
Lineage: Eukaryota; Metazoa; Arthropoda; Insecta; Coleoptera; Curculionidae
Gene: Dhdds
Product: dehydrodolichyl diphosphate synthase complex subunit DHDDS
Exons: 1
Coding region: 159-1034 (291 amino acids)
Biological process (GO): polyprenol biosynthetic process
Cellular component (GO): dehydrodolichyl diphosphate synthase complex; endoplasmic reticulum
Molecular function (GO): ditrans,polycis-polyprenyl diphosphate synthase [(2E,6E)-farnesyl diphosphate specific] activity
Source: RefSeq, a predicted model, not a curated record